Messenger RNA from Rotaria sp. Silwood2, 1434 nucleotides. Lineage: Eukaryota; Metazoa; Rotifera; Eurotatoria; Philodinida; Philodinidae. The record is from the annotation of a GenBank genome assembly.
AUGGCACUAACUCGCCUCAUUAUUCUGAUAUGUGUUCGUGUUUUUGUUGUGUCUUCGGAUCGCAUUCAAAUUAUUGGUCUUUUUCCAAAACCAGAUCAACUUGAAUCUGAUGUUCUUGAAUCACACAACACUGUUCGGUGGUCAACUCAAGCGAUGGCCAUGUUUCAUACAGCCAUCUUGCUUUCUCAUAAAUAUGGAAUUCGUAUUGGUGGUCAUCCUAUCAACUAUAGUAUUAUCGAAACAAUGACCGAUGUCAAUAGAUUUUCUGCACUUCAUCUGAUAUGUGAGCAUAGCAGCGAUCAUAGAGAGGCAAGCAUUGUAGGCAUUGUGGGACCAGCUACUUCCAACGAUGUUCGAUUUCUAGCUCCAUUCGCCGCUCAAAUUGGUUUACCACUUAUUUCAUAUAGUGCAACCAAUGCUGAUUUUUCCGAUAGUCGACUGUAUCCGACUUUUUAUCGCACUGUACCGUCAGAUAGGUUGCUUGUUGAAGCGAUUGUCGAACUUUUCAAGCAAUUUUCAUGGACAUCAUGUAUACUGAUUUGUGAAAAAAAUGAUUAUGGCUACGGUGGAUUAAAACUAAUGUCUGAACGCUAUAAUACAAGACUAUGGAUUAAAGACCAAUUGACAUUCGAUGUACAUUCAAAUACAUUUAAUGUUGAUUUAAAGCGAACAUUACAAAUGAGUCGAUCACGUAUUGUACUCGUUUGGGCAAAUCAGAACACAUCGACGACAAUCAUUCGACAUGCUCUCCAAGCAAAUCUUCUUGGUGGCUCAUUUGUGUGGGUGACAACCGAUCAGGUCAUAUUGAGUGAAUUUAAUGGAAGUGAUCGUUUGAAAUUGAAAGGUCUUCUCACAGUAAUGCAAACACAUGAUAAUGGUCUUGAAUCAGGUGUUAAUCGAACACUUCUUGACGAUGCUCUUGCUAUCUGGCGCAAUUCGGCAGAUUACGGAAGUAGUUAUCCAGCAAAUUUUACUGACAUUAGUUCAUUUGCUAUGUUUGUCUUUGAUGCUACAUGGACAUUGAUUGAAGCUCUGAACAAAUUAUCGUCAGACGAUAGUCCUACACUUGCCGCCGCACCAUUUUGCUUCAAUAGUUUAUUAACGAACAGUGAUACUUAUUAUAAAAAUCUUGAAGCAAUGUCUUUCUCUGGCGUUUCGGGUAUUGUUCAAUUUGCGAAAAAUAUUUCAAAUGAUCGUAUUGGUUUCACUUCUUAUGUACUUUAUAAUUUGCAAUCAACGAGAAUCACUCCAAGCGAGCCGUAUCGACAUCUCAAAUAUAAACAAGUAAUAAAAUGGUCUGGGACAAGACAGACAUGGAAGAAUUUGACUGAUUCUCCAACGAAUGGUAUCGUUUGGCCUCAGAAUUCCAACGAAGUACCAUGUGAUCAUCUACUAAUUCAAGGUAAAGCAAAUUCAUACAAAGCGAAAUGGUAA